UGUUUUCAUAGUUUGUUUUUUUUAUUUCCAAAACAGUGUAAAAGGAGGCUUGUUUUAAAUGUUGCAACAAUCAGCAGCAAAAGUUAAAUUCACUAAUCCUCUUUAUGGCCAAUUGAUUGUUGGCCCGCCAGGAAGUGGUAAAACUACAUAUUGCCAAAAUGCUUUCAAGUUUUACCAUGAAUUGGGACGACAAGUUGGAGUAGUUAAUCUGGAUCCGGCCAAUGAGAAUAUGGACUACAAUCCCUGUAUCGAUGUCAUGGAACUAAUUACCAUGGAAGAUGUGAUGGAUAGCAUGCAUUUAGGACCCAAUGGUGCCCUUAUGUACUGUGCUGAAUUUCUAGAGGACCAUUUUGAUGAUUGGCUCUUACCAAAAUUACGCAAACAGUCGGCUAGUUGCAAAUAUUUUCUCUUUGACUGUCCCGGACAAGUGGAACUGUACACACAUCACGCUGCUAUCUCAAGGGUAUUUGAAAGAUUAGAAAAAGAAGGCUAUCACUUGGUUACUGUUAAUCUCAUCGAUUCCCAUUACUGCUCGGAACCGGCAAAAUUUGUUUCUACUUUAUUGUUGGCCCUAAAUAUGAUGUUACGCAUGGGCUUGCCUCAUGUUAAUGUUUUAUCCAAAGCUGAUUUACUAAAAAAACAUGAGGAUAAAUUACAUUUCAGCUUAGAUUACUAUACAGAUGUUUUGGAUUUAAAAUAUUUGUUGGAAGUUUUGGAUGACACGCCAUCACUGCGACGCUAUAAAAAACUCAAUGCUGCAAUAUGCUCUAUGGUGGAAGAUUAUGCGUUAGUUUCAUUUCAUCUUUUGGAUUCUCGCAGCACGGAAAGUAUGUUACGCUUACGCAACCAUGUGGAUAAAGCCAAUGGCUAUAUUUAUAAGGCUGGAGAGGAACAAAGUGUCAAUGCUUUGAUGGCAUGUGCGGUGGGGGCAGAAACUGAAUCGGUGCGACAGAGUAAAGAUAUUGAUCCAUAUUUGUAAGUUUUGUACAAAAAUAUUAUUAAGUUUAAUAAAAUUAUGAACAAAAGUGUA
Molecule: messenger RNA, 1030 nt
Organism: Stomoxys calcitrans (stable fly)
Lineage: Eukaryota; Metazoa; Arthropoda; Insecta; Diptera; Muscidae
Product: GPN-loop GTPase 2
Exons: 1
Coding region: 59-979 (306 amino acids)
Cellular component (GO): cytoplasm
Molecular function (GO): GTPase activity
Source: RefSeq, a predicted model, not a curated record